Molecule: messenger RNA, 1833 nt
Organism: Bombus terrestris (buff-tailed bumblebee)
Lineage: Eukaryota; Metazoa; Arthropoda; Insecta; Hymenoptera; Apidae
Product: mitochondrial thiamine pyrophosphate carrier
Exons: 5
Coding region: 183-1127 (314 amino acids)
Biological process (GO): thiamine pyrophosphate transmembrane transport
Cellular component (GO): mitochondrial inner membrane
Molecular function (GO): thiamine transmembrane transporter activity
Source: RefSeq, a predicted model, not a curated record
UUAUAUCAAAAGUUUUCAUCUAAUCAUUUAUGUAUUAUCCAUAUACUCAAGGUUAUAUUUAUUUUAUGGGCAUAAUAAUUAUUGUGAACAGAUGUGGAUUCUGAUUUUUCUAAUGAGAAUAAUUUAGGUUAUGUAUAUUAUUAUGCUAUUUACAGUCUAUUAAGUACCAAGUUUAGAAAAUAAUGGACACUUCAUCCAAAGGUAAUAGUAACAAUUUGGAACAUGCUAUAGCAGGAGGUGUUAGUGGUUUUGUAACACGAUUUGCUUGUCAACCUUUCGAUGUUGUGAAAAUUAGAUUUCAGUUACAAGUUGAACCUAUUGCUAACCAUCAUGUUAGUAAAUAUCACUCUUUACUACAAGCAUUUUACUUAAUAUUUAAGGAAGAAGGUAUUUCAGCUUUUUGGAAAGGACAUGUACCUGCUCAAUUACUAUCAGUUAUAUAUGGGACUAGCCAGUUUUAUUCAUAUAAUGUGCUUAUACAUGAGUUUCAUAAUUUUUCAUUACUAAAUGAAUGGAAAUAUUCAACAAAGUUCGUAGCUGGUGCAGGUGCUGGUUUUAUAGCUACAACUAUAUCAUUUCCUUUCGAUACAUUAAGAACCAGAUUAGUAGCACAAUCAAAUAAUCAUGUAGUCUAUAAAGGAAUUUUCCAUUCUUGCAGUUGUAUAAUACGACAUGAAUCUCCAAAGGCUUUUUUUUAUGGAUUAUUACCAACUGUAUUGCAAAUUGUGCCACAUACAGGUUUGCAAUUUGCAUUUUAUGCAUUUUUCAGUGAUAUGUAUAAGAAAUACUACAAAGAAACUGAUACUAGUUUUUUCAAUUCUAUAAUAUCUGGUAGUACAGCUGGUCUAUUAGCUAAAACUGCAGUAUAUCCGUUUGAUCUUAGUAGGAAAAGGUUACAAAUACAAGGAUUCAAAAAUGGUAGGAAAGGUUUUGGUACCUUUUUUGAAUGUAAAGGACUUAUAGAUUGUUUAAAAUUAACUAUAAGAAAGGAAGGAAUAAAAGGACUAUUUAAAGGUUUAGUACCAUCUCAAUUGAAAGCUAGUAUGACAACAGCAUUGCAUUUUACAAUAUAUGAGCAAAGCUUAAUAGUGUUAAGAGUCUUGAGAUUAUAUAUUUCGGAAAAGUGAAGUUAUUAUAAUGCUAGUUUUAAUAUUAAAAGAGUACAAUACAUAAUAUUCUCUCCAUACUGUCAUAUGUACAAAAUAAUUUAUACAUAUAUGUACAUAUAUGUUAUAUAAUAUAUAUGUAUAAACAUAUAAUCAUAUUUGUAUAAAGAAUCAAGUCAUAAUGGUAAAUAACAAUCUAAGCUUAAAGCUGGUUUAGUCCCUUCUCACAAAUUUAUUUUUGCUUCAGUAAUUUAUUUGUGAUGUUUAACUUAAGUUAUAUUUAUAAUUGAAGUGGAGCAGGCAUUUCAGCUGGAGUUCCUUUCAAGACUGCCAUAAUAUUUUUAGCAGUAAUUAUUGACAUUUCUUCUCGCGUUUCUGUAGCAGCACUACCAAUAUGAGGUAAUACAACUGAAACAUAAGUAAAUCAUUAUUUUUAUUAUAUAUUUUACUACAAAUAGAUCUUAGUUAACUUACCACAGUUAUCUAACUUCAAAAGUUCAUUAUCUAAUGGAAUAGGUUCAGGAGUCGUAACAUCUAAACCGGCAGCUUUGAUUAUUCCACUUUUUAAAGCUUCUAUUAAAGCAGAUUGAUCAACAACCUCUCCUCUACUGACAUUUAUAAAUAUAGCAGAUCUUUUCAUUUUUUUGAAUGUAUUUUUGUUAAACAUUUGUCUUGUAUCUAGAGUUAAAGCUGUUGUUACAAUUACAAAAUCACUUUUUUCCAAUAA